Molecule: messenger RNA, 4016 nt
Organism: Alexandromys fortis (reed vole)
Lineage: Eukaryota; Metazoa; Chordata; Mammalia; Rodentia; Cricetidae
Gene: Fam228b
Product: family with sequence similarity 228 member B
Exons: 9
Coding region: 259-1230 (323 amino acids)
Source: RefSeq, a predicted model, not a curated record
GCGCGCUCUUGUCGCUUCUCGUGGCCGUGGGGCGCGUGGGGCUGCGUCCAGGAGACCGAGGCCCUAACGUUCGCACGUUCUGAAGCCACGGUCUCGGGCUGGGGCCGCGGGCGCACUGUGCUGCCGGAGAGCCGAAAGCUCUGCCUGCCGCCAAAGGGGGCCUCGCGCACACGGUCUGCGUCAGCGGGCGGAGCGGGGACCGGGCCUCGCGGGCUCUACUCCCUGCUUUUCUAGGGACCCUGUUACUUGGUGACCACAAUGAAAAAUGGGAACCAAGAUGAUCUGGUAACGGGCACACUUCCUAAGCGCAAGAGCUCCAAAGAAUGGUUGGAACCACAGUCGCUUUCUUUUAUGGAGGCUUUAGCUAAAGAAGACACUGAUGCAGCUGUUCAAUCAAUUUUAUACAGAGAAAAUUAUGUAAUGAAGGAAUUAGACAAGUAUUUAAAUCAUUAUGACUUCUUAAAUGAAAGAAGAAAAGAAAUGUUGUAUAAAAAAUGGGUUGAGCGUGUGGAAGAUCCUCUACAGAAGAAAAUUAUAGAAAAAGUUUCUUCACAUAAGAAGAUUAAAAAGAGGAGACGACAAGAAUUAGAGAAUUUUUUGAGAUAUGUUAAUAAGAAGGAAAAUGUGUUUAUAGAGCAUUAUGAUCCAAAAGAAUAUGACCCUUUUUAUAUGAACAAAAAGGACCCCAAUUUUCUGAAGGUUAUCAUGCCGCCAGUUCGUGACCCUGUGAAGAAAGCUCAAUGUGACAAGGAUGAUGAGAAGCGAACUCUUCUUCAGUGCGAGACUGGCAAAAUCUAUACAAUGAAAGAGUUUAAAGAGAUCGAGAAGGCCCAAUUGCAGUCCAGGUUCCCGAGUAUUUCUAAUUCAAGGCAAUGCAUGACUCCAAAUGAAUGGCUUAAAGUGCCCAUGAGAUAUAUAGAGAGUGAAUUUUGUAAAAAGAGCAGGGUCAAAGUAAAGGUGAAUUUUAAUGCUGGUAGUUUUGAUUUGAAUCCACUGAGAAGGGUGCCUGAUAUUCUGGAAUUCCAGGAGGAAGAAAAGGCGGUCAGUUACAAAAACAAAGGACUUUCCUCUUUGGACAGUGAAGAUCUGUGUCUCCAGGAGGGAAAAAACCCAAGUUCUAAAGGGAUCAGUGCUGAAGGUCGCCAUUCUUCUGCAGCCCUCUGCCAGGAGGUAGAAAGGAACGGGGACCAGGAUGCGGUGAGAGCUGGGACAGUCAGUCCCAUUUUGUGAUACACAGGGAAGCACUUGCUGACACCCAGUCCAAGUAGCUGGGAACUUCUUGAUAUGGUAGGCUUUGCAGAAUCCAGGAUGCUGCUGAGCACAUCGCUAGUGGGCAGUAGAAGAAACUAAGACCGGUGUCAUUCAGAGGCAGUGGAGAGUGUCCUUGCAGCCUGAUGGACUUCCCAGAUGGUCUAGUAUUUCCUUGGCUCCUGAGUUGACUCCUGAUUGGGUAAUCUGUCUACCACCUCUACCCUCUUUCUCUGUUUUACCUGUAGUCAAGAAAAAAAAAAUGUUUCUUUUAAUUCAGAUCGAGAAUUAGUUUUAAAAAGGGUCAAUACUAAAAGCAGUAAGCUCUAAGAAGGAAAGUAACAGCUCCCAAAUGUAGACUGCCUAGAGAUACAGGUAUUCAUAGAGACCUCAAUCCCAUGGGAACUCCAGUGCUGUGGUGUCAUGUGACAGAGCUAGUCUGACACAAGUAGGUCUAGAGGGUACUAUUACACUUCAGUUUCCCUUCUCAUCACUGGGUCCUGUACGAUGGGGACAGUCUCUUCUCCGAGGGGAUUUGUUUUAUCCAUUCCUGAGAGUAUACUAAACCUGUCAGCACUCUGUUUUACCGUCUUUGCCUGUCGUUGUUUAGUUCUUUUUUCCAUGUGGUUGCAUACUUUGUACCCUACCUUAACAAAUACCUGUUCUGAGUCAGGCAGUAUGUAAGGGGCUGGAUCCAUAAUGGUGAAUUGCAGGGAAAUCUCUGCUUUUGUUGAGCUUUUGACGGUAAAGAAAGAGAACAAUCAAAAUAAAUGUAGAACAGGUGAGUUGAGUGAGGAGGAGAAAGUUAGAUAAGGACAGCAAGGAAGGGGAUGGAUGAGGACACCAUUUUAAAUGGAGAAACCAGGAAAGGCUUCCUGGAAGAGAUGACAUUGUUCAGUGGCCUUAGAAACUGAGGGUGGGAUGGGCAUGAUGGAGCACAUCUUCAAUUCCAGUACUUGGGAAGCAGAGACAGGAAGACCUCUGUGAGUUCGAGGCCAGCCUGGUCUAUAUUGAGUUCCAGGACAGCCAGGGCUACACAGGGAAACCUGUCUUGAAAAAUCAAAAAAAAAAAAAAAAAAAAAAAGGAAAGGAGCUGGGGUGGGCCAUGGAGAGUCUCAGGGGAAACAUCCAGGGAGAAGACUGACACAGCAGCUUGAGGAGGGCAUGAGGCUGACAGGAGGGGCUGGAGAGCAGUAGAUACCACUCGGAAGCCACAUACCUAAGUGACUUUGGGGGAAGGUUUUUUUCUUUAUUUUCCUUUUUUUUUUUUUAAAUUGGUUGUUGUCUAGUUUCUUAGAGACAGCAUUUCAUGGUUUCAUGUAGCCUAGACUGGCCUUGAACUCUUUAUAUAGCUAAGGGUAGCCUUGAAUUCUUCAUCCUUUUGCCUCCACCUCCCACAUGCUAGGAUUACAGGUGGGCACCAUGACACCUGACAAAGUGACAUUAUAAAAGAAAAUAUGGCUGCUUUGUAGCCAGUUAUAUGCAGGCCAGAACAGUCUGGCUGGUAGACCAGGGCACUGGGUCAGGAGCAUAGUAACUUGAUGUCUAGUGAUGGCUGUGUGGUCAUGGGACCUAUGGAGAGAGCAAGACAACAAAGCUUAGUGUUCGACAUGAGAAACGAGUGAAAGGAAGAAACCAAAGACAACGGGGUUCUUGAGGUUUUUGUCUUGAGGAGCCUGGAUGGACGAUGGUCCUAGUUCUGAUUAUAAAAGUUGGACUGGAACUUGGAGAGAUUAAGGAAGAAGUACAAAGAUGAGGUAAUGCUUCCUGGGGCUAAAUUAAAGAUACAUUUACCAUUCCAAUGUACACUUAUAGGAUAUGAUUAUUGAGUAAUUUAGCCUUUUCUCUUGCUGUUCAUCAGGAUGUAGCCAGGUGUUCUAGGAUUAGGAUGUAGCCCAGUGGAGAGUAUUUACCUAUCAUGUACGAAAUUCAGUCUCCAGCAGUCUCUUUCUUAAAAAAGAAACAGACGAGUAAGUAAGGAAGUAGUAAGCAUGUUCUGUAAAGGUAGUUUCCCCUAGCCUAGGUGUCCACAGAUGCUAAGUGUAAUCAGAAUACAAAGGCUCUCACUUCUGUAGUUAGUAUGACUAAGUGACAGAAUGACUGUGUGCUCCUCCUAGCCUGGAAUUUGCUGUGAAGACCAGGUGGGCCUCAAAUCCACAGAUCUCUGACAGCUUCUGCCCCUGGAGUGCUAGGAUUAAAGGAAGAUCUCUCUCCCUUUCUCCCGGCCCCCCCCCCACACAUUCUUGAAGACUCAUCUUCACACAUUUAGAACAUAACAUUUUCUCCCUAACAGAUACCAAUACUAAAACCAAGUGUAUUUUAGUAAUAUUCAGCUGUAUUUAGCAACAUUUAUCUUUUACCGCAACCUCCCAGAGGAGCUGUGGAGUGGGCAGGUGGGUAUAAUCUAAAGGUCAAAGGAGAUAUGAGGUUGGACGUGCAUAAUGUGAUUUGAAGUCACAAGAUAACCUGAGAAUGAGUUUCCGAAGGGCUGAUGGCUAGAUUCUGUGAGCAGUGUCAACUCUGGCCAGCUCCCAUAGCCAAGGAACUUUCCGGUCCUGUAACCCCUUAUUACUAUGUCACACUCAACUCCUUUGUUACUUUCAAAAGGUUGUGACAACCACACAUCCUGAUUCCUGAUCUGAACAAGGACCCACAAAAGAAGGCUGCUUUAGAUGAAGUUACCUGCUGGCAGGAAUCCUUCUGAGGCGAACCAAGGAAGAAACAUAAGAAUCAUCCUGUUCUCUGCAAUAAACUUCUUUUGAUAUAGA